Lingula anatina is the source of this 1143-nucleotide messenger RNA. RefSeq lists its product as uncharacterized. The record is from RefSeq and is a predicted model, not a curated record. Lineage: Eukaryota; Metazoa; Brachiopoda; Lingulata; Lingulida; Lingulidae.
CGCUUCUACAUCGAUUUCAACUGCAGAAAUGUGAAAACGAGCGGUGUCUAUUGCAGCAGUCGAAAUUAUGAAUACGCCGAGUGUCCCGUCGGUGGAGUCAUAACUUCUGUCAAGGUGGCCAAGAAGCACUCCCGCUCCAGCUGUGACCUCAACAGAAGCUUUGGUUUCCUUGCCAACAAUAUCUGGGUUGACAAUGGGUGCAGGGCCACUUUCACUGUCCAAUACUGCGCUGACCGAAAGUGUUCUUUUCUGUUGAAAUUAAAGAGAAGGCUCGUCCAAGGGAUCGGCUUACAAAUGAAUAUAAGUAGCGCGGUACAGGUAGAACUGAGCAUUCAAGAUCUCGACCAAGCUCUUGAGGUGAAAGACGUUUUUGCUGUAAGAGCAAAUACAGAAGAAGUUAAGAUGGAAGGCCAAAUGAUCGUUGUAUUAAGUCUUUGCCUGAUUGGGAUAUGGGGUACAAGCGAAGCCGCUACAGGGAUCUUUGACUGUGACAGCAAUGGUUACCGACACAAUCCCUGUUGUACUGGGGUCGACGUUAUUUCGGCCACUGUGAUGACCAAGAGGUCAAGAUCCUCCUGUGACGUAGGCCACUCAUUCGCUGUGAAUGGCUGUGAUCUGUGGGUCAAUCAUGGCUGCAGAGCCCGCUUCUACGUCGAUUUCAACUGCGGAAAUGUGAAAAAGAGCAAUGCCGAUUGCAGCAGUCACAAUUAUAAGUACUUCGAAUGUCCUGUUGAUGGAGUAAUAACUUCUAUCAAUGUGGCCAAGAAGCACUCCCGUUCAAGCUGUGACUACAACAAAAGCUUCGGUUUCCUUGGCAACAAGAUCUGGGUCAACAAGGGGUGCAGGGCCACUUUCACUGUCCAAUACUGCGCUGACCGGAAGUGUUCGUGUUAAACCACUCUGUCUUCAACACUCAAGUCUGUCGAUACUUCAUGAACUUAUUGCGAACAUUUUGAUAAAGAAAUUUGUGUGCAGAAUUAGUAUAUAACGUUUUUUUUUCUAUUUGAAAUACCCUAUUCAGUUCUGUUGAAAAAAUGUGUGGAAUAACUGAUAUUUCCCUAAUGUGUUAAAUGCAAAUACUCCAAUUCUCCAACUCCAAUCUUUGUAUCUUUGAAAUGAUUUGAAUAAAUACUGCCUUUUUCA